This is a messenger RNA of Cordyceps fumosorosea ARSEF 2679, 1989 nucleotides long. Its product is annotated as serine/threonine-protein kinase 24. The record is from RefSeq and is a predicted model, not a curated record. Gene Ontology annotation, molecular function: protein kinase activity; ATP binding. The transcript has 4 exons. The coding region runs from base 1 to 1989 and encodes 662 amino acids. Gene Ontology annotation, biological process: protein phosphorylation. Lineage: Eukaryota; Fungi; Ascomycota; Sordariomycetes; Hypocreales; Cordycipitaceae.
AUGACGGAUCGCCAGGAUUCCGACGUUGCCAACGAGGCCCUCCUCGACCCCCAGCUGCUCUACUCCAAGGAAUACUGCAUUGGCGGAGGCAGCUUUGGCAAGGUGUAUAAAGGCGUUGACAAGCGCACAGGCGAGGCCGUCGCCAUCAAGGUAAUCGACAUUGAAAACGCGGAAGACGAGGUCGAAGAUAUAAUUCAAGAAAUUGCCAUUCUCUCCGAGCUUCAGUCUCCAUACGUCACCAAAUACUAUGGCUCGUACUCGAAAGGCGCCGAGCUCUGGAUCGUCAUGGAGUUCUGUGCUGGUGGUAGCUGUGCCGACCUGAUGAAGCCCGGCCUCAUCAGUGAAGACUACAUUGCCAUCAUCACUCGUGAGCUGCUCCUGGGCUUAGAGUACUUGCACGCUGACAAGAAACUGCACCGAGAUAUAAAGGCUGCCAACGUUUUGCUGAGCGCCGCAGGCCAGGUCAAGCUGGCUGACUUUGGUGUCUCAGGCCAGCUAUCAGCAACCAUGACCAAGAAGAAUACUUUUGUCGGUACCCCGUUCUGGAUGGCACCGGAGGUUAUCAAGCAGUCUGGAUACGAUCACAAGGCCGACAUUUGGUCCCUGGGCAUCACCGCCCUCGAACUGGCCAACGGCGAGCCGCCCUACGCCGACAUUCAUCCUAUGAAAGUUCUUUUUCUUAUUCCCAAGAACCCGGCGCCACGUCUUGAAGGAAACUUCACAAAGGCAUUCAAGGAAUUCGUUGAACUUUGUCUUCAGCGCGACCCAAAGGACCGGCCUAGCGCGAAAGACCUGCUUCGACAUCCAUUUAUUAGAAGGGCAAAGAAAACGACAUAUCUUACCGAGUUGAUUGAGCGUCAUAGCCGCUGGUCGGCGACGCACAAAGGCGAUGAUGACGAUCAUUGGGACGCUGCAUCGGCAGGCGUGCCUACCAGACGCGAGAGAGUAGACGAAGAUAUGUGGGAUUUCGGCACCGUCCGACUCGUCGGCGACCGCGGGGGUCUAGUCAUGCGGCCGGGCCUCAACGAUCUUAACGACAAGGGCACAAAUGCAAGGGCGGCGAGGUCUCUUGAAAAUUCAGGCGAUUAUGGCGAGACAAGGCGUGAAGCGAGCCCGACUAAAGCGCGCGACUUUGCCUUGGAUGCUAGCGAGACUGUCAAGGCUCCUUCAAGACAGUCUAGCCCUCAGCGCAAGCCGGUGCCAUCAUCAGCGCAGUCACCUACCAAAGUUCCGUUGCCGGCAAGCCCGAUGAAAGCAGCACAGCAUCUCCUACCAGAGACACCAACCAAGGCAAAACCUUUACCACCCCUGGCGCAAAGCCAGUCUCCCGACUAUGACCGGGAGCUGCAGGCCCAGCUGCAGCAGGAAUUGAGUGUCCUGAGCUUGCAAUUCCCUAGCCCUAACUCACCAUCGUCCGCAAGAAAGCUACCUGUUGCAGAGAAGCCGCUACCGCCAGUACAACAACGGCCAGAAUCGAGACCUACGUCUCUCAUUGGACCAAUUCAUCUGCAGGAGAUCCCCCCCUUCCGAGGCAGCCCGUCUUCUCAAUCACAAUCGCAGCUUGCAUCUUCGACGCCGGUAGCAGCGCAUGUCAGAACACCUAUCAAGUCACAGUCCCCGGCACCCGACUUCGCCACACCAUCCUCGUUUCCGUCUCCAGCACCUGCUAAUCCCAACGGAGAGCUGGACGCGCUCAACGAUGUCAUAUUUCCGGCACUGGAAGAAGCUCUCAAGAGGCGCGAGGUGCGGCUGCAGCAGAUUGUUGCCCUGGAGCGUCUCGAGUCAGUGAGGCAACAACGAGCGGAAAUAGCGCAUGAUAAGCUGCGAAAGCUGGUCUACAAGUUGGCGCAUGUGUGCAAGGAAAUUGACCACAUUGACAAGGCAGAGCCGGUCGGGAUGGGCCGAGAUGUAGGAAACUUUUUAGAGGGGUUGCUGGAGGAGAUUUUGGUGCGUGUCGAGCCUCUGGAUGAGGAGGAGUUGGCACAAUAG